AUGGCCCGACCAGACUUCAAACCCAAUGACUCCCCCGAGCACCAAAUCGAUAAAAGAGACAUCGAUGAUGAAGUUGACCGACUUCAGGAUUCUAUCGAGCGUCUAAAUAUCAAAGUUCUUCGCACAAAACGAGAUCUGGAACGCAUGCGCAUCAGCAAGAAGCGUAAGAUCGAAACAUGUAACUCAAGGAUCGCCAUACUGCAGAACUAUCUCACCAACCUAUCGGAGCAACAGAACCCGCCUCCCCGAACAGAGCAACCUGCUACCUCCGAGCAAGUCAACAGAGUCAAGAAAGAUGAAGAUGAUGAUGCGGAGGAAGACGAAGAAGGACAACUUCUGGUCCACCCCAAUCGGAAUGUCCAGGACGACCAAAAACCAGUAGAUUGGCAAAUGGAAAGACAUCGCCAAUGGGCAAACAAAAACAUUGUGUGGGGGGAUCUCUAUAGGAUACUCGAUGUUCGUACUGCUGCUCAGAUGAAUGCUGGUGAUCCACGCGGUCAGGGUAAUUUGAAACUCAAUCCGAUCUACUGUCGCGUGGAUCCAGGUAGUUACAGAUGGGGACAACCUGCUGAAGCCCUCCUCCAUCAUGCUAGGGCAGCAUACAAAGAUCCAAAUAGCUGGAUUCUGCUUGAUAAGUCAAGAAAUCUACUCAUUGCCAUGGAGAAUUGGUUUUUUAGUCUUUCGAAGGAAGAGAGGGAACAACUUCCGGAAAGUGCAAACGACUGGGAUGGGAUGGCGGAUGAAACUAUUAGGAAGUGGAACGAGGCCCUGCAGACUGGUGAAUUGAAGUGA
Messenger RNA from Penicillium angulare, 792 nucleotides. RefSeq lists its product as uncharacterized. The transcript has a single exon. The record is from RefSeq and is a predicted model, not a curated record. The coding region runs from base 1 to 792 and encodes 263 amino acids. Lineage: Eukaryota; Fungi; Ascomycota; Eurotiomycetes; Eurotiales; Aspergillaceae.